Messenger RNA from Acanthochromis polyacanthus (spiny chromis), 3366 nucleotides. RefSeq names its product olfactomedin 1b (gene olfm1b). The transcript has 6 exons. Gene Ontology annotation, biological process: signal transduction. NCBI's taxonomy places the organism in Eukaryota, Metazoa, Chordata, Actinopteri, Pomacentridae. The record is from RefSeq and is a predicted model, not a curated record. Bases 502 to 1875 code for a protein of 457 amino acids.
UGCCAGUUUGAAUCUCCCUCUCUGCGCGAUGCAACAUCCGCUUUCAGCACCAUGAACAGCGCCGUCACUCUCCCCUUUUUUCACCGAGAGCUUACACGGCAGCUUGAGGCGGGGAGGUAAACUUUUGGCAAUAUCAGAGUGAACGUUUAUCUCCGUUGUACGCGAGCGUGUUUGCGCGUCUUUUUCCAGCCCCGAUGUUCACCAAGUGCGCUCCGUCGCAGCGAUAAAUAAGUAUCGGCCACGACCGGAGGGGAGGAGAGGCACCGAAGAUAGGCUCUCCGAUAUGAACUGAAUAUGAACAGAGACGAUUCCGCCGAACAGAUUUUACCGCUUUCUGCUGCCGGGCUGCUGAGGGAUUAAACAAAUACUAAUAAUUAGAAUAAGAAAAUAAUUUGCGGCGCGCUAGAAUAAAGCAGAAAAGAGAGAGGACUGCUGUGCGGGGGGACGCAAAGGGACUGGAUCUGCAUGUGAGACCGCUGGUCCACACACCGGAGGCAAGAGAUGCAGCCAGCGAGCAAGCUCCUGACUCUGAUUCUCCUCAUCUUCAUGGGCACAGAACUCACCCAAGUGUUGCCAGCAAACCCAGAGGAGUCGUGGCAGGUGUACAGUUCGGCCCAGGAUAGCGAGGGACGGUGUGUCUGCACUGUGGUGGCGCCCCAGCAGUCCAUGUGCUCACGGGAUGCCCGCACCAAACAACUGAGGCAGCUGCUGGAGAAGGUCCAGAACAUGACCCAGUCCAUCCAGGUGCUGGACCAGCGCACCCAGAGGGACCUGCAGUACGUAGAGAAGAUGGAGGUUCAGCUUCGCGGUCUGGAGACCAAGUUCAGGCAGGUGGAGGAGAACCACAAGCAGAACAUCGCCAAGCAAUACAAGGCCAUAAAAGCGAAAAUGGAGGAGCUUAGACCGUUGAUACCAGUGUUGGAGGAGUACAAAGCCGAUGCCAAAUUGGUAUUGCAAUUUAAGGAGGAGGUCCAGAAUCUGACGUCAGUUCUAAGCGAACUUCAGGAGGAGAUGGGGGCCUAUGACUACGAGGAGCUCCACAACAGAGUGUCAAAUCUUGAGGAGAGACUCCGAGCAUGCAUGCAAAAAUUAGCAUGCGGCAAACUGACGGGCAUCAGCGACCCCAUCACCAUCAAGACGUCUGGGUCCAGGUUCGGCUCCUGGAUGACCGACCCUCUGGCACCUGAAGGAGACACUCGGGUCUGGUACAUGGAUGGUUACCACAACAACCGCUUCGUGAGGGAGUACAAGUCAAUGCAGGACUUCAUGACGUCAGACAACUUCACGUCCCACCGGCUUCCACACCCGUGGUCAGGAACAGGUCAGGUGGUGUACAACGGCUCCAUCUACUUCAACAAGUUCCAGAGCCACGUCAUCAUCAAGUUCGACUUCCGUACCUCCUCCAUUAGCAAGUCCCGGCAGCUCGACUACGCCGGCUUCAAUAACGCGUAUCACUACGCCUGGGGAGGCCACUCAGACAUUGACCUGAUGGUGGACGAGGGAGGCCUGUGGGCCGUCUACGCCACCAAUCAGAAUGCCGGCAAUAUUGUCAUCAGCAAGCUGAACCCCAACACUCUGCAGAUCAUCAAGAGCUGGACCACCAACCACCCCAAAAGGAGUGCUGGCGAGUCUUUUAUGAUCUGUGGCACGCUCUAUGUCACCAACGGAUACUCAGGAGGCACCAAGGUCUACUAUGCCUACUCUACCAACUCCUCUACUUACGAGUACAUUGACAUUGCCUUCCAGAACAAGUACUCGCAUAUCUCCAUGCUGGACUACAACCCGCGUGACCGCGCCCUCUAUGCUUGGAACAAUGGCCACCAGGUUCUCUACAAUGUCACACUGUUCCACGUCAUCCGCUCAGAAGAACUGUAACUGCGGAAAAGGAUUAAACAACAUAAAUACAUAUUGUCUGUGUAGAAAUCUCACUAUAUACAAAAAUAUAUCUGCGAAAGAAAAGACUCUAUGGAAAGAUCAUUCUAUUUAUGAUAUCAAAUAACUUCUGAGAGACUGCAUCAACAAUGAAUGCAAUGUGGAUUGAAUGUGCAUAUGAAAAAAAAAAUCUAAAAUUGAAGGGUUUCAUUCCAAAAGAUUAUAUAUUUAUUAUAGCAAAGAGCUAUAUCCAUUCAUGCCACAAAAUCAAAGAUGAUUGUUAGAAAAAGACAACUGUUUUGUAAAUAAAGGUCGUAAUUUAAUAGCUCCUCAUAGUAGACUUUAUUUUAUAGCUGCCAUCAUUUUGUUAGAGGUAUUUUACUUUGGAAUGAAACUCUUUAAUUGUUUGCCGUCUAGAAAAUGAUUGUAAAAGUAGAAUAUAUAUCAGAUUUAAAAGAGUCAGAACAGAUGCCAAAAAAGAAACAUCACGCCUUUUUUAUAUAAGGAAAUAUCAACCUAAGCUCAUUCCUGUGGCUCCAGUUCUUCUGCAGAAAUCCUCCCCGCUGAACUUUUCUUUUGGUCGAUGGGGGUCCUGAAACAAAGACUGUUGUUAAUAAACUGUUGGAUCCCCAAUUUCCAAGGACUAAAAGUGGGAGGUCACUCUAGUCAGAAGACUUGAUAGCCUAAUGGAUGCAGUCUGUCAUAUCAUUUUUAUCAAGUACAGUAGCAAAUCAAAAGUCUGUAGACGAACUGAAAACAACAAUAACGACAUCCACUAAAAGACCUGAAGGCACUGACUGUUGACAGCGCUGUUGUUUGAAAUAAUUUUCCUGUGUUGGUGACUAUGUGUGAAAAAGGCUUUCUUUGCAUGAGUGUUUUCUAUCACUCUGGUCUGCUCUUCUGAAUGUCUUUUACUGUAUGAUAUUAUAUAAAAAAAGAAAAAAGGAGGGAGGUAGGGUGGGAGGAGGAACAAGGUAGAAUACCUUUGGGAUUUGAGGAUUUGUAGAGAUAUUUUUUUUUUCCCUGCUUCUUUCUAUUUAGUUCUUGUUUUGUUUAUUUCUAUUUCUUUGCGAUCACUUUAUUUUUCAAAUGUUCUUGUAUCACUGUAACUGUUGGCACCGGUUUUGCCUCUCUCUGUAUUUGUUUAUUUGGACUGCGUAGGAGGAAUCUAUCUAGCUCACGUGUCUUUGAAGAAAAAAAAAUAACAGAAUGUAUCAAGUAUUGUACCCUGGGAACUUGGUCCUCCUAUCUUCAAUUCACAUCAUGCGCCUGUAGUAGGGAAAGGGUUUUUUUUUUUUUUUUUAGAGGAUAAUCCUGUCUCAUGUCAUGUAUCCCCUCUCAACUCCUCCCCACUGCUAGUGAAGGAUAAUGCUGUUUAAAUGUAUACCCUUGCAGAGGACAAAAGCUUUUCACUCUUUUUGCGCUUUGCUGGACAUGUGUUGUAUCUGAGAUGAGAUAGUUAAUGAUUCGUGUCAAUAAAACAGAGAAAUCUGA